This is a messenger RNA of Ictalurus furcatus (blue catfish), 6652 nucleotides long. It is a transcript of the gene gbf1, whose product is annotated as golgi brefeldin A resistant guanine nucleotide exchange factor 1. The coding region runs from base 582 to 6176 and encodes 1864 amino acids. The record is from RefSeq and is a predicted model, not a curated record. Gene Ontology annotation, biological process: regulation of ARF protein signal transduction. Lineage: Eukaryota; Metazoa; Chordata; Actinopteri; Siluriformes; Ictaluridae. The transcript has 41 exons. Gene Ontology annotation, molecular function: guanyl-nucleotide exchange factor activity.
UGAAAUUUAAAUAUACAGAAAAAAUAGACACACUUGUUACCUGACCUAGCCUAAAACAGAUCAGAGGAUGGGGACAGAUUUGUAAAAAAUUACACACACCCACAGCGAACAGAAGUAUCGAAGUAAAGACAACUUUCUCUUGUCUAAUUUAACUCUGAAAUGCAAAAACCCAUUAAACAAUCCCAAUUAGCCACUAGUUAAACCAUCAUGAAUUCUUGAGCUAAAACAGCUUAACAACUGUGCAAUGAUGCACGUUCCCCAAUGAAGAUAAAUUGGCUGACUUGAUAUUCACUAGCUUGCCACUUAUUCAGUAAGAAAAAAAAGCUAAAACCAUGUCACACUAGGGAUGGGCGAUCAUAUAUCGUUUGUGAUAUAAUGGUAGAAAUUCUCCCCACAGUAACAACGAGUCUUCCCGACAUAAUAACGAUAAAGCCUAGUUGAUGACAUAUUUCUGUGAGCAAUGGUGUGCGACCCGUUUGCAGUUCACGUGCAGAGCAAAACCAAGUACGGUGGAAGGCGGACGUGAAGCUGAGGAGGAGUUUAUUGCUAAACCAGGAGAUACCUCUACAAUCUGAUUUACGAUGGUGGACAAGAAUAUAUACAUCAUCCAAGGGGAGAUUGCAACAGUGGUUGGUGCUAUCAAGAGAAACUCCAGAUGGAGCACACACACGCCGCUGGAUGAAGAGCAGGACCCGCUUCUCAGCAGUUUCAGUCAUCUUAAGGAGACCCUCAACACUAUCAAAGACCUCUCUGAAGUGGAGCCCAACGUGUUUCUCCGACCCUUCUUGGAAGUUGUUCGUUCGGAGGAUACAACCGGACCAAUCACCGGCCUUGCCCUCACUUCUGUCAACAAGUUCCUCUCUUAUGGCCUCAUUGAUGCCAAUCAUGAAGGAGCAGCAGAGGGGAUUGAGAACAUGGCUGACGCGGUCACUCAUGCAAGAUUUGUGGGGACGGACCCUGCUAGUGAUGAAGUGGUGCUUAUGAAAAUCCUCCAGGUUUUGAGGACUUUGCUGCUGACUCCAGUGGGAGCCCAUCUGACGAACGAGUCUGUGUGUGAGAUCAUGCAGUCCUGCUUCCGCAUUUGUUUUGAGAUGAGACUAAGUGAGCUGCUGAGGAAAUCAGCCGAACACACGCUGGUGGACAUGGUGCAGCUGCUCUUCUCCAGAUUACCACAGUUUAAAGAGGAGGCUAAAAGUUUUGUGGGCACCAACAUGAAGAAGGCUUACAAUAUCUUAUGGAAAAACAAACGAGUCCAGCUGAAGAUGCGUGCUGGUGGAAUGACCGAAUCAUCCAAGUGGAAGAAACAAAAGCGUUCUCCUCGUCCCUCUCGUCACAUGGUGCGCAGCCCCUCAGGACAGAUAGACCAGGCCCAGCUCAGCACUCUCAGCAACAACCUCUCUGGUGGAGUGCCAUUUAUUGAUCAACAAGGUGAUGGUAUGGCAGUGCUGCCUGUUUCUGAUAGUGCAGCUUCCUCCAUCUCCAGCCCUACUACAGACAGUGGACUGUCCAACUGCUCUAAAACCACAUCUAAAGAAGACCUCACAGACCUGGAGAGCUGCUCCACAGCCACCACUCCCAGCAUAGCAGCCUCCACUGAUGCUAGCAUGCUUGACACACAGAGUGAGGGUAGACAGGUAGAACGUACUCAGUCUGCCUCAGUAGAGUCCAUUCCUGAGGUGCUGGAGGACCGAGACUUAUUAGUAGAUCAGUCUGACUCUGCAUCUGUGCAUGACAUGGACUAUGUAAAUCCCAGAGGAGUGCGCUUCACUCAGUCUACCCAGAGAGAGGGUGCAGCGCUGAUCCCAUAUGGACUCCCAUGUCUGAGAGAGCUUUUCCGCUUUCUCAUUUCUCUCACCAACCCUCAUGACCGCCACAACUCCGAUGUGAUGAAGCACAUGGGUUUGCAGCUGCUCAAUGUGGCUCUGGAGGCCACACACAUCGCUCCCUACCAGUCACUGCUGGUCCUAGUCAAAGAUGAGCUCUGCAGACAUCUCAUACAGUUAUUAAGUGAAGACCGAAUGAAUUUGUAUGCUGCUUCCUUACGAGUCUGCUUUCUGCUGUUUGAGAGCAUGCGUGGACAUCUCAAAUUUCAGCUUGAGAUUUAUUUGAAGAAGUUAAUGGACAUCAUUACCUCAGAGAACCCAAAGAUGCCCUAUGAAAUGAAGGAAAUGGCCCUUGAGGCGAUCGUGCAGCUGUGGAGAAUCCCGAGCUUUGUGACCGAGCUCUAUAUUAACUAUGACUGUGAUUUCUACUGUUCCAACCUUUUCGAGGACCUCACAAAGCUGCUCUCCAAGAAUGCUUUUCCAGUCUCUGGUCAGCUCUACACAACUCAUCUCCUAUCACUUGAAGCCCUAUUAACUGUAAUAGACAGCACAGAGGCCCAUUGUCAGGUCAAAGUGAUGGACAGGGCUGCUGAGCAAGAGCAUUCAGAAACUUUAUCAGCUGACGGAGAUACCACUGUUGACAGUACCACAGAUUCAUUAACAGAGACCGGCAAGGCUUUGUUUGGUUCAAAUGGACAGACUGCAGUGGAGUCUGGAGUGUCAUCAACAUGCCUUCCAACCAGUGGACAUCUCAUGGCUGAAAAGAUGAGACUGGGUAGACAAGACCAGGAGGAGACCGAUUCAGCUGAAAAGAAAAGCCCUAAAAAGCCACAGCGUUUCACCAGUUGCCUUCCAGACUCCCAGGAACUGAUGAGCAUCAAAACGAAGAAAAAGCUUCUCAUCACAGGCACAGAGCAGUUCAAUCAGAAGCCUAAGAAGGGUAUCCAGUUUCUGCAGGAAAAAGGCCUUCUGAGUAGCCCAAUGGACACCAAUGAGGUGGCUCAGUGGCUUAGAGAAAACCCCCGACUGGACAAGAAGAUGAUUGGAGAAUUCAUCAGUGAAAGGAGCAACACUGAGUUGCUCGACAGUUUUGUCAACACAUUCGCUUUCCAAGGGCUGCGUAUAGACGAGGCACUGCGUUUGUAUCUAGAGGCUUUCCGACUUCCUGGCGAAGCGCCGGUCAUUCAUCGGCUCUUGGAGACCUUCACUGACAACUGGCAUAAAGUAAAUGGGAAUCCCUUCUUGUCAAACGAUGCUGGUUUCGCUUUGGCCUACGCGGUCAUUAUGUUGAACACGGAUCAACACAACCACAACGUUCGCAAGCAGAAUAUCCCCAUGACUGUGGAGCAAUUCAAGAAAAAUCUGAAAGGUGUGAAUGGUGGUACUGAUUUUGAUCAGGACAUGCUGGAAGACAUCUACAAUGCCAUCAAGAAUGAAGAAAUUGUUAUGCCUGAUGAGCAGAAAGGCCUGGUGAAGGAGAACUAUGUGUGGAGUGUGUUGCUACACAGAGGGGCUACUUCCGAGGGGAUCUUCCUCUAUGUGCCUGCUGGCAGCUAUGAUCACGACCUGUUCACAAUGACCUGGGGCCCAACAAUCGCUGCCCUUUCAUACGUGUUUGACAAGAGCUUAGAGGACACCAUUAUCCAAAAAGCCAUUGCAGGCUUCAGGAAAUGUGCAAUGAUAUCAGCACACUAUGGAUUUAGUGAUGUUUUUGAUAAUUUAAUCAUCUCCCUUUGCAAAUUUACCACACUCAACAGUGAGUCUGUAGAAAACUUGCCCACAGUUUUUGGUAGCAAUGCCAAGGCUCAGAUAGCAGCAAAGACUACGUUUAACCUCGCCCAUCGGCAUGGCGAUAUCUUGCGAGAGGGAUGGAAGAACAUCAUGGAGGCUAUGCUGCAGCUCUUCAGGGCUGAGCUCUUACCCAAAUCCAUGGUAGAGGUUGAGGAUUUCGUAGAGCCUAAUGGAAAGAUUUCUCUACAGCGUGAGGAGACGCCAGCAAAUAGGGGAGAGUCGGCUGUAUUAAGCUUUGUUAAUUGGUUGACACUGAGUGGUGGAGCGGAGCAGUCCGGACAGCGAGGACCCUCUACUGAGAAUCAGGAGGCCAAACAGUCUGCCCUGCUCUGUAUAAAGCAUUGUGACCCUGAGAAGCUGAUCACAGAAAGCAAGUUCCUACAGCUGGAAUCUCUGCAGGAGCUUAUGAAGGCCCUUAUCUCAGUGACUCCUGAUGAAGAGACCUAUGAUGAAGAAGAUGCUGCUUUCUGUCUAGAGAUGCUGCUGCGUAUCGUUCUAGAGAAUAGGGACCGGGUGUCGUGUGUGUGGCAGACUGUGCGUGCCCGUUUGUAUCACCUGUGUGUGCAUGCCAAUGAGAGCUGCUUCCUGGUGGAAAGAGCUGUAGUGGGACUGCUGAGACUUGCUAUACGCUUGCUGCGCCGAGAGGACAUCAGCUCACAGGUGCUGCUCUCUUUGCGCCUGCUCCUGAUGAUGAAGCCUCACGUGUUGUCCAGAGUGAGUCGAGAGGUUGCCUAUGGUCUACACGAACUGCUCAAAACCAAUGCUGCCAACAUCCACUGCACUGAUGACUGGUACACUCUUUUUACACUGCUGGAGUGCAUCGGUGCUGGAGUCAAACCUCCAGCUGCACUGCAGGUCACCAGCAGCAGCCCUGACAGUGACACAGGUGCCCAGUCUGACAGUGAAGUGAGCUCAUACCACCAGAGUGAAGUCACUUUGGACCGAGGCUACACCUCUGACUCUGAGGUUUACACUGAACACAACAAGCCCAGAUUAUCCCGCUCUGCCACUGAAGUUGAAGUGGGAUGGCUAGUGGUUGGUAAGGAUGACCUGGACAGCAGUAAGGCACCACUUGCUCCUCUUAUUAACCAGUACAGUUUAACUUUGGGUCAGGACAUGGGCCUGCAUGAUACCAAGUCCCUCAUCAAGUCUGUGGAGUCGCUCUCUUUUAUUGUACGAGAUGCUGCACAUGUCACACCUGAGAACUUUGAGCUUUGCGUGAAAGCCAUCCGAGUGUUUGUGGAAGCCAGUCUUAAUGGAGGUUAUCGCACCCAUGAGAAAAAAAAGAGCCACAAAUACGACUCAAAAGCUAGUCGGCUACGGAAGAAGCCACGGGAGAAGGAGGGUGUGUCCCGACGAGCUAAACCUGCCAGUCAGCGGCCCUCCCGUUCCCACAGUGACGAUGAGGAAGACGAGGGGGUGCCAGCCAGCUACCAUACGGUGUCUUUACAGGUUAGUCAGGACUUGUUAGAUCUGAUGCACACACUGCACACACGGGCAGCAAGUAUCUACAGCUCAUGGGCAGAGGAACAGCACCAUCUGGAGGCAAGUGGAAAGAAGAUUGAAGCUGACUCUCAGACACUGUGGUCGAGCUGCUGGUGUCCUUUGCUCCAAGGUAUGGCCUGGCUGUGCUGUGAUGCUCGGAGGCAGGUUCGGAUGCAGGCUCUCACUUACCUCCAGAGGGCGCUACUUGUACAUGAUCUGCAAACAUUGGAUGCUGUGGAGUGGGAAUCCUGUUUCAACAAGGUCCUGUUUCCGCUACUGACUAAGCUCUUAGACAGCAUCAGCCCAGCAGAUGUCGGGGGCAUGGAGGAGACUAGAAUGAGAGCCUGCACACUGCUCUCCAAGGUGUUCCUCCAGCAUCUCUCGCCGCUGCUUUCUCUGCCCACAUUCGCUGCUCUCUGGCUUACCAUCCUAGACUUCAUGGACAAAUACAUGCAUGCUGGCUCCAGUGAUCUACUGUUGGAGGCAAUCCCUGAGUCUCUGAAGAACAUGCUGCUGGUAAUGGACACAGCUGGGAUUUUCCACAGUGCAGACUCGCGUACAGGCUACUCUGAUCUGUGGGAGAUCACAUGGGAGAGGAUUGACUGCUUCCUGCCCCACCUCCGAGAGGAGCUUUUCAAACAAGCUGUCAUGCCAGAACCUGUCCCCAAUGUUCCUGUAGAACCUGCUCCCACUUCUGUUCCCAAUUCUCCAUCUUCCCCUCCUGUGCCAUCCCCUGCACCAGUGCCAACUGCCCCCACAGAACCAAAGACCCCCAGCAGGCCUGCGUCUCCUCAGGAAAUACAAACACCCAGUGCCAAUGGAAAUGAUAGAUCAUCUCCAGUGCCCCCCUCCACUACUCCAAUGCCCACUCCAGUUAAGAGCUCGUGUGACUCCCCGCCCACUCUCACUCAAUCUCCUCUAAUACUCCAGCCCCUAGCCUCUCCACUGCAGGUGGGCGUGCCCCCCAUGACACUGCCAAUCAUUCUAAAUCCCGCCCUCAUAGAAGCCACAUCGCCUGUACCCCUGCUUCCAGCGCCUCGUCCAACCGAACCUGCGGACACUUCAGAGGUCAAAUAGGACAUGCAAGGAUUGUCCUUGAGCAUUGAGAAGAGGACUGGAGACCCUCUCAUGCUGCUGCUCUCUCUCUGCAUUUACAUGCUUGCCUCACCAUCAGCACAACCGAAUACAUUACAUAAGGCCAGGACCUGGAAAGAGUGAUGGAGAGCCAAAGAGAGAGAAAGUGCAGCUGACAUGCUCCUUAUUUCCCCACAUAAAACAUGUCCACUCUAAGGUAUAUUACACCCACUGCUGUUGAUCAUGCAAGCCUUCAUUAUUAAUAUAGUUUGCACAAAUAUUUAUUCAGAUUAGCAAUGCGCAACUGGAAUACGAAGGACAGACCUACAGUUAUGGGACCAGGUAUGACACUGAUUCAGGUUUCUAUUUCUACCCAUUUGUGCAGAUGUAAUAUAUUGAAGCUGCAGUGACUUACACUAUUCCUAAAAUUUAUUGGAACAGAUAUAACAGUAAAUUAUUUGGUUUAGAUUCAGCAUGAA